GAAACGAACGCGACUGAGCGAGGCCUCAAUUGACAAGCAGCAAGUGGAAGUGGGCAUGGCUAUGGGUGCUGCGGCGGCCGCAUCCACCUGCACCAGGCCCGCGUCCCCUGGCCUGGCCCGACGUCGCGUCAGGGCGCAGGCGACGUCGUCGUGGGCCGGAGGCGCCGAGGCGCUGGUGCGGUCGGGCGCGGUGAGGGCCGUGCGGCCGAGGGACGCUGCGGAGGCGCUGGGCGGCGAGGGGUUCCGCCUGCUGGACGUCCGGCCGGAGUGGGAGCGCGCCCGCGCCAGCGUGCGGGGCUCGGUGCACGUGCCGCUGUUCGUGGGGGACGACGACAUGGGCCCCGUGACGCUGCUGAAGAAGUGGGUCCACUUGGGCUACAUCGGGCUCUGGACCGGCCAGGCCUUCACCAAGAUGAACGAGCGCUUCGUCGACGACGUCGCCGCCGCCGUCGACGGCAGCAAGGACGCCAAGCUUCUCGUCGCUUGUGGCGAAGGCCUCAGGUCGUUGAUCGCGGUGAGGAUGCUGCACGACGACGGGUACAGGAACCUGGCGUGGCUCGCCGGCGGGUUCAGCAAGUGCGCGGACGGCGAUUUCGCAGAUGUGGAGGGGGAGAGCAAGCUGCAGUACGCCACCAUCGGGGGCGCGUCCUACAUCUUCCUCCAGAUCCUGCUGUUUCUGGGAGUGGUGAAAUGAUCCGUUCGAUCGAUGUUGUUAUGACUUCCUCGGCCGUUCGAUCUGGUCUGUUUUGCUUUUUGCUAGUACUACCGUUGUCAGAUGUUGUACUGCAUUGCAUAUGCGAACAGCAUGUCGGUGGCAGUGGUAGAGCUACUGAGCUAGGCGCGCACACAUUUGACAUUCCUAUCUCGUCCCUCUCGUGUUCAGGACCCUUAAUGUACAUGUUCAGGACCCUUAAGGCAAUCGGCUCUUAAUUUGAUUUGCGGCCCCUAAUGUACAUGUUCAGGACCGGUCGUAGGCCCCUAACGUGCAUGCACGGCUGAGAAGUGAGAAACAAAAAGAAAUGAGCAUUGCAAGUUGUGUU
This is a messenger RNA of Zea mays, 1040 nucleotides long. Its product is annotated as rhodanese-like family protein. NCBI's taxonomy places the organism in Eukaryota, Viridiplantae, Streptophyta, Magnoliopsida, Poales, Poaceae. Gene Ontology annotation, cellular component: chloroplast. The record is from RefSeq and is marked validated. The coding region runs from base 56 to 694 and encodes 212 amino acids. The transcript is spliced from 2 exons.